Molecule: messenger RNA, 879 nt
Organism: Vicia faba (fava bean)
Lineage: Eukaryota; Viridiplantae; Streptophyta; Magnoliopsida; Fabales; Fabaceae
Source: the annotation of a GenBank genome assembly
AUGGGGAUUUUGGGAGUGAUUCUGAAGAAUCCAGAUGAUUUGUAUCCGUUGCUGAAGCUCAAAAUCGCGGCGAGGAACGCCGAGAAGAAGAUCCCGCUGGAACCACAUUGGGGAUUCUGUUACUCUGUGCUUAAUAAAGUUUCUAGAAGCUUCGGUCUCGUUAUUCAGCAGCUUCGUCCCGAGCUUCGUGAUGCUGUUUGCAUAUUCUAUUUGGUUCUUCGUGCUCUUGAUACCGUGGAGGAUGAUACUAGCGUAGAGACAGAUGUCAAGGUUCCGAUACUAAUAGCUUUUCAUCGCCACAUUUAUGAUCUUGAUUGGAACUUUGGAUGCGGGACGGAGGAGUGCAAAGUUCUAAUGGACCAGUUUCAUCAUGUUUCAAUGGCUUUUCUGGAACUUGGAAAGAAUUAUCAGGAUACAAUUGAAGACAUUACCAAAAGAAUGGGUGCUGGAAUGGCCAAAUUUAUUUGCAAGGAGGUAGACACAAUUGAUGACUACGAUGAAUAUUGCCAUUAUGUGGCAGGACUUACUGGGCUUGGUUUAUCAAAACUUUUCUACGCCUUUGGUACAGAGGAUCUGGCAACAGACGACAUUUCAAAUUCAAUGGGUUUGUUUCUUCAGAAAGCCCACACUAUUCAAGAUUAUCUGGAAGACAUCAAUGAGAUAUCAAAGUCACGCAUGAUUUGGCCACGGCAGAUCUGGAGUAAAUAUGUUAGCAAACUUGAGGAUUUGAAAUACGAGGAAAACUCUGUUAAGGCUGUGCAAUGCUUAAACGACAUGGUCACUAAUGCUUUGCUGCAUGCUGAAGAUAGCUUAAAAUACAUGUCUGCGUUACGAGACCCCUCUAUAUUUCGCCUUUGUGUUAUUCCACAGGAACCUUGA